Paramecium tetraurelia is the source of this 516-nucleotide messenger RNA. RefSeq lists its product as uncharacterized. The transcript is spliced from 2 exons. The record is from RefSeq and is a predicted model, not a curated record. Lineage: Eukaryota; Ciliophora; Oligohymenophorea; Peniculida; Parameciidae.
AUGAAUAGUCAAAGUAAAAAAACAACAUUAACCAAAAACAAACCCAACCAACUUACUAAUCCCUCAGCAUCCGUUGAAAAAACCUACUUCCAUGCACCUGACGAACUUACAUUUUCAACCAAUGAAUGUCACUCACAUCAAAUCUUACAUAAACACAAUUCCAAAUAGCUCAAAAAAUCACAUCAAAUCAAGAGGAAAACCAGAAAUUUCACACUAAGUGAAGAUCAAAAAAUAUUACACCUUGUUCUAACUCUCGGACCCAAAUUCAAGUAGAUUGCCAAGAAAAUCACUGGAAAAUCUAUCAAUGUAAUCAAAAAUAGAUACUACAGGGAUCUUAGAUAUAGAUGGGAUGAUGUCUUGGGAAAUUAUAGAGAAUAUAUUCAUCUUAAUGUCAAGAAGGAAGAAUCAUACUUCGAUACUCUAGUUGCAAAUUCAUAAAUGCACCAAGACCUAUCCAACAUUUUGAUCCCUAUGUUAUCCUAGAUCCAAACAGUGAUAAAUUAAUUUUUGCAUUGA